AGAUGUAGUGCGUGACGGUCAUGAAGGCUUUCGGUUAUAGAAAGAAAUUGGUGAAUUGGAUUACCGAAAAAUUUGCAGGUGAUAAGUUCACAAAGUAUAUUUUUGAUAUAACAUUCCGUAUUUAGAGAUAAGUUUCUAAACAAUAUGGAGGAGAAAGCAAUACCAAGUUUAGGUGUACACGAUGUUGGCGCAGCAAUGCAACGUUUUGGUUGGGCAGACUACGUCAUGUUCAUAUUUUCACUAGGGAUAUGCUUACUAGUUGGAAUGUAUUUUGGAAUCUUUCGUAAGUCACAAGAUGCCCAAGAAUACUUAGUUGGUAGCAGAAGUAUGUCUGUGAUGCCUAUAGCAUUAUCGUUGGUGGCUAGCUGGGUGAGUGGGAUAUCCCUGCUAGGAAUACCAACAGAAAUUUAUGUUUAUGGUGGACAAUACAUUUAUGUACUUGGAGGCUUCCUUUUAACAACUAUUAUAAUGUCUAGAGUCUAUCUACCUGUUUUCCAGGGACUCACACUAACUUCAACAUAUGAGUAUCAUGAGAGACGUUUCGAUAAAAAAGUACGUCUGUUCGGAUCAUUGCUCUUCACAAUCGGAAUGAUAGGUUGGCUGCCACUGGUGAUUUAUGUUCCAGCUUUAGCAUUCAAUCAAGUGACCGGAGUCAACGUUCAUCUUAUAACACCCAUAGUAUGUGCCAUCUGCAUCAUUUAUACGUCAAUGGGCGGAAUAAAAGGUGUCGUAUGGACUGAUGUUAUCCAAAUAAUUGUGAUGUUUGGUUCCAUGCUACUAGUUGUUAUAAAAGGGACGAUUGACAUAGGAGGUUUUGGAGUUGUCUUCGAGAGAAAUUGGCAGAGUGGAAGAAUAGAAGGGCCAAAUUUCGAUAUGAAUCCUUUGUCAAGACAUACCGUGUGGUCACUAGUCAUUGGAGGAUCUGUGUAUACACUCCAGAGCUUUGGCGUCAAUCAGAAUAUGAUUCAGAGAUAUCUGUCUCUGCCAAAUCUCAAAGCUGGACGAAGAGCACUUUGGAGCUUCUUUAUCGGCAUAGGAGCAGUUGUAAUUAUUUGUUCAUACUGUGGAUUAUUAAUAUAUGCCACUUUCCACGAAUGUGAUCCUCUUACUACAACGUUGGCAAGAGAAAAGGAUCAGCUACUGCCUCUUUUGGUAAUGGAUAUACUAGGCGACAUUCCAGGACUUCCAGGAAUAUUUGUAGCAGGAAUUUUUAGUGCAGCAUUAAGUUCUCUAUCAACGGGUUUAAAUGCAAUGGCAGCGGUUGUCUUAGAGGAUUUCUACAAACCGUUCUUCUCAAAAGAACUGUCUGAAAAGCAGACUUACUUCUUUAUGAAAGCUACCGUCAUAAUCACGGGAGCUGCCUGCCUUGGUAUGGUGUACGUUGUGGAAAAACUAGGAGCUGUCUUACAGUUAGCAAUGAGCAUAGGUGCUAUCGCCAAUGGCCCCUCUUUGGGUCUAUCCACAAUGGGUAUACUUCUUCCAUGGGUGAAUGCUAAGGGUGCUCUAGCAGGUGGAUUCACAUCUCUGAUUUUCAUGGCUUGGUUGUGUAUCAAGGCCCAAAGCAUGAUAUCUUCAGGCGAUUUAGCCUUUCCUGAGAAGCCAGUGAGUACCGAAGGAUGCCAUUAUCACUUCACGCCUAAAAACUAUAAGGGAUUUGCAGGAUCGCCGAUCAAUUUGACAGACAUCAUGCAUACAGAUGAAGAGUACAUGUUCUACAGAUUGUCGUAUCUAUGGUACUGUCUAGUAGGUACCUUUGUGGCAUUGUUCGUUGGAAUGUUGGUCAGUUUUGUGACUAAACCUAACGAUCCAAGAGAUGUAGACCCGAAGCUUUUGGCGCCUUUUAUAAGGAAAUACAUCAAAUCUAGAGAGUAUCCUAACCAGCCAGAAGAUAGUAUUAUCUACGCUUAUGGAUCUCCGAAGCAGAGCCAUAAUGCAACCAGAGCAGCUAACGACAAAAUAAGUGAAUUACCUAUGACGAAUUUAAAUGGAGCACCAAAUGUCUGAAAUAAACUUUCUUUGAAAAAACGAA
Molecule: messenger RNA, 2029 nt
Organism: Acanthoscelides obtectus
Lineage: Eukaryota; Metazoa; Arthropoda; Insecta; Coleoptera; Chrysomelidae
Source: the annotation of a GenBank genome assembly